UAAAUUCGCAUGCUGCCACCGAUACUCAAGGUCACGCAUGCUUCAAAGACAGGAAAUUUUCAACGAAUAAACGAGGUUAUUUGUCCAUCAACUACGCCUGAAAACAUUUUGACGGACAGAUAGUGAACUCAACGGUUCAAAAUCCUGCCUUAUGCCACUCAAACAUACUUCCCCAAGGGAAGGGACGCCACCGAGGAUGCACUCUGAUGACAAAUGUCUCUGCACCUAUCCAUUUGGCUUGUCAGAUCAUCCUCCGCCUCCUGAACAUUGUGACAGGCAGACGCUGUUGGAGUGGAGAAUUGGAGUACAAGAGUCUAUUGUCGUCGGACUGCUAGAAAAAAUUUCUCUUUUAAAGGCCGAGAUGUUGGAACAGCUCAAAUACACAAAGACACUGGAUCAAGAGCAGAGCAAUCAUCUACACGAGCUGCAUAUCGAACUUAAGGGACUAAUCGAUACUAUCCUAUCGAUGAAUAAGGAAGUUCAGGCAUUUGAAGAAAAUGUGAGGGACAAGUGGAAGACAGUGAAUGCAGCAGCUGUCACUCUGCGGAAUCUGGAAAACCAUCACGUUUCUAGUUUAGCCGAUAUCAGAAAUCGAAUCACGCAAGAGGAUCAUGCAAUCUCCGAUCUUUCGCAGAAGAUCACCCGGUUAAAAGAUGACGUCCUGUCAUUUUCCGAGCAACGCAAACACGAUAUGAAUGACCUGCAUGGAAUGUUCAAAACUCAAGAUGAAAAGGUAGCUGAGCUUAGUUCCAAAAUCGAAGGUGGCGCCCACAACGCAUCGUCGUCGCUGCAAAAGGCGCAGGAAGAAAUCAGCAAACAGUUGAGGGAUCUUGAGCGUGGGCUACUGCAUCAGAUUGCUGAGACUAACCAAGAACUGCAUUCCACUAGAUCUAACUGUCAAACAGAACGCCAUAAACUGGACGAGAAGCUGUCAGAUAUCAUUAGCUCUGCAUUUUCUGAAUUGGAAAAACGAGUGGCUCGAGCAGAAUCAAAAGCAGAAGAGCUAAAAGUGGAUGUGGAAUUGACAUCCAGAGUCGAUGACGUCGAAAAAGAAUCAUCAAGAUUCAAGCAACAGGUGCUCAAAACAUUCAAGGAUUUGGAAGUGCGGAUUAAUCAAGUGUCUGACGAGAUAUUGGAACAUAACCGAAGGAUUACUGACCCUAUUCGGGAAGAAAUGCGCAAAGGAUUAUCCAACACUCAUGACGCAAUCGCUCAUGUGAAAUCAGUGCUGGAGAGUAAAAUUAGAAUUACGGAGGAGAAUCUGCAGCAGGAAUUGGGACAGCUGCGUAAAAUAGUUUCCUUGUCAUAACCAACUUGCAUAAUGUUAACUGCAAAAAGCCCCAGCAAUUUUUCCAGAUUUUGCGUCGGCCACACAGUGGCCUAUCACACUGCCUUGCACCGCAGUUACAUAAACAUCGAAUAGCAUGUUUCCUAUUUUUUCUUUCUCAUUUUAACUCUGUUGCACUCAACUCCGCGGUGUGAUUGUCGAAGUGACUGUGAUCCACAGCGCUCAGCCGCUGUUUACUUUAGCUGUCUCACUUGCCGACACUGUCAUAAAUACAUACCCUUCUUAAUGCA
Messenger RNA from Dicrocoelium dendriticum, 1578 nucleotides. Lineage: Eukaryota; Metazoa; Platyhelminthes; Trematoda; Plagiorchiida; Dicrocoeliidae. The record is from the annotation of a GenBank genome assembly.